CCCACAGUUGAAUUGAACCCCUAAUUACAAUUGACACUCAUGUUAUGAAUUGUUGAUAUAUCUUCAGUCUUUCUUUAAUUUCUUGUAUAAAUUCAAACUUCUUAUUCACUCGCUCACUUACACACCUUUCCUAUACCUCGUUCCCUACCGCCACAGAACUCUCGACUCCAUGACAUAAUAGGGCAAUGAGUAUCUUCUCAUUUGUGCGGAGCAUUUAUGCUCUAGAUACCAUCGAUACCCGCUUCACGAAUGCUUCCUCGACACCAUACCAAGUAGAUCCUGCUGCUGCGAAGUCAAAACGUGAUGAUUCAAAACCCGGCGAGGGAGUACGGACAGACAGUAAUGGCAGACCACUUGCUCAACCAUCAAGAUGGAAUACCUGGGAAUUCUAUUUUUAUUACUUCAUCUUUUCGACGGUUGUGCCAUACAUGUUCUGGAUCGCCUAUGAUGUAUCUAGACGUCAGUAUUGGACUUACUCGUGAAAAAUACAAUCUGACAGAAAUCCAGCGUCGGACCCUAACUACCAUAAAUACAAGCACCUUCUUUCCGAUGGCUGGAUCCCUGGGCGCAAGAUUGUAUGUGAAUAUAUUAAAAAGAUGGCUUAACAGAUGCUAAUCCACUGUAGGAUAUUUCGGAUGCACAAUAUUACAAUUUCCGAACCAAUGUACCGUACCUUGCCAUUCUCGUCGUUUUUCACCCUAUCCUUAGACGCUUUUAUGAGUAUCUCAAGCCGAUCUCUACUCGAGUAGGAUCUCCGAAACUGAACGGCAAUAAUACAUACAUAUCCGUGGCAGAAGGUAAUGCGAGGCUUGAGCAACGAGUUAGAUUCGAUUUCAUUUUCGCAUUCAUAUACCUCUUGGCCUUGCAUGGCUUUUCGGCCUUCAAAGUCAUCAUAAUAGUCUACACCAACUACUGUCUAGCGACCAGACUUCCUCGCAAAUUUGUUCCUGUAGCAACAUGGGUUUUCAAUAUCGGAAUAUUGUUUGCAAACGAGCUCUCAGACGGCUACAGGUUUACAUCUGUAGCACAAUAUGUGUCUCCUAAGAAUGGAGCUGGAUUUCGAAAUGGAGCUUCCCUGCAUAGCUGGGCAGAGUGGAUGGAUAGCUAUUCGGGUAUUAUUCCUCGAUGGGAAAUUUUGUUUAAUCUUACUGUCUUGAGGUUGAUCAGUUUUAAUUUGGAUUAUUACUGGAGUCAAGAGAAGGGAGCUGGAAGCGCAUUAGAGGUAGGCCAUAAGCAAAGAGUCGUAUGCUCCAUCUAAUACUAAUGCGCAAAAGAAGAAACAACUCGACCCUGCCAAUCUUUCCGAACGAGAUCGCGUUUCAAUAUCUGCGGCGGAUAAGGAUUACAAUUAUCGAAACUACUUCGCAUACGCGAUUUAUGCUCCUUUAUAUUUAGCAGGACCGAUCUUCACGUUCAAUGAUUACAUUAGUCAGUCGAAAUAUCGCCCUGCUAGCAUAGAGAGUAAACGAACCUUUAAGUACGGCAUUCGUUUCCUGCUCUGUCUUUUGGCAAUCGAACUUCUUCUUCAUUUCGACUAUUGUGUGGCAAUCUCCAAAGCCAAUCCUAACUGGUCCGAUUACACUCCAGCUCAACUCAGUUUACUAUCAUACUUCAAUCUCCAUGUAUUGUGGCUGAAGCUUCUUUUACCAUGGCGAUUCUUCAGGCUUUGGUCCCUUAUUGAUGGAAUUGACCCCCCUGAGAACAUGCUUCGCUGCCUCUCCGAUAAUCCAUCUACUGUUCAAUUUUGGCGAAGCUGGCAUCGCAGUUAUAAUCGCUGGAUCAUCCGCUACAUUUAUAUUCCCAUGGGUGGUUCAUCUUCUCGGAACUGGAAAGCACAACUUCGAUCGAUUGUCAAUUAUCUUGUAGUUUUCACAUUUGUAGCACUAUGGCAUGAUAUAAGCCUCAACUUACUUGUAUGGGGUUGGCUGAUCGUUUUCUUUAUGCUACCGGAAGUUAUUGCUGGCAUGCUCUUCCCACGAAAGAAAUGGCUCAAUGAUCUUACAUACUACAGAGUACUCUGUGGUAUUGGUGCUGUGGCGAAUUUGAUGUUUAUGAUGAUAGCGAACUUGGUAGGGUUUGCUGUUGGAGUGGAUGGGUUGAAGAGUAUUAUUUCAGGCAUUUUUAAAGAUUUUUCGGGUAUGUUCUAUUCAACAGUGACACAGAAUAUCCAGACUAAUUUCAAAACAGGAAUCGUUUUUCUCAUUACGGCUUGGGGGGCACUUUUCGUGGGUUGUCAGGUUAUGUUUGAAGUGAGGGAGAGUGAACAUAGAAAAGGCAUUUACCUAAGAUGUUAGAAUUACAUACAAUUCUAAAAUCGAUAAGUCCAUAGAGAGAUUAAAUCUUACAGAUUUUGGUUAUUAAUUUUGAUAACGAAUUUCUUUUUUUUUUUCCAAAAAAGAAAAAGAGCCUAAUGAUAUAGUUGAGAAUUAUAAAACUUGAACAACGAAACGGGAAGCUUGGAACUCAUCGACUACAAUCUUCAAAACGUGGAUGAAUCUCGCUGUCACGGGCUGGUAUUUUAUAUGCAGUUCUUAUUUUGAGUCUUGAUGUCUUGAUGUCUUUGUUGGAGUUGGAGGAUGCUUGGGUUAGAUUGAUAGUAUGUGAGAGUGUAUGUGGAGAGUGGUGGAUUUGGAUUGGAGUAGGUAAGUUUAUAAAUUGGCACGGCCAUCAGCUUGUUGAUCAAUGGGGAAUUCGCUCUCACGUCGCGGUUACCUAAUUGCUGUUUGUGGACUGUGGAGACAGAGGGGAUAAGUAGCUGUUUUGCGGCGAGAAGGGACUCAAAGAUGGGUUUUGGAUUUGUUGAGCUUCGGGUUUCUUUGGUUGGGGUGCGAGGAUGAGAAUAAUGGGUGGCAUGGAUAGAUAGAUAUUAAGAGGUCAGCGGUGUUUUUUGGGAUGGGAAUAUGGGGAUCGUUGUGGGAGAUGCUAAGUGGUGUGGAGACUGGAGUGUUGUUGGU
Molecule: messenger RNA, 2954 nt
Organism: Sclerotinia trifoliorum
Lineage: Eukaryota; Fungi; Ascomycota; Leotiomycetes; Helotiales; Sclerotiniaceae
Source: the annotation of a GenBank genome assembly